CGUGAAAGAGAAGACUUGUUCAAAGAGAGAAAGAAGAGAUCAUGGAUCAUCAUCAACAACAACUCUUCUCUCUCUGCUCAGUUUCAUACGUCUUCAACAUCAAGAAACAUUUCUUCGUCAGCCUCUUUUCACUUACCGUCCUCAUAUUCUCCACCGUCGUCAUCCUCAACCUCGUCGAGUCUUCCUCCUUCGAGCCCCUUCUCCGUUUCGGAUUGUUUUCGCCCUCGUCGCAAAACUUAACAAAGGAUUGUGAUUACUCCAAAGGAAGAUGGGUUCGUCGAACAUCAUCAUCAUCAUCAUCAUUGAUGUACGGAGAAGAGUGUCGCUUUCUUGAUUCAGGGUUUCGUUGUCGGAAGAACGGUAGAAAAGAUUCCGGUUAUCUAGAUUGGCGAUGGCAACCACACGGCUGCGAUCUUCCACGAUUCAACGCAAGUGACUUUCUGGAGAGGAGUAGGAACGGGAGGAUAGUGUUUGUGGGAGAUUCAAUUGGAAGAAACCAGUGGGAAUCACUCAUGUGCAUGCUCUCACAAGCAGUACAUAACAAGUCCGAGAUCUAUGAAGUAUAUGGGAACCCCAUAACGAAACACAAGGGCUUUCUCUCCAUGCGGUUCCCUCGGCAAAACCUCACAGUCGAGUAUCACAGAACGCCGUUUCUCGUCGUCAUUGGCCGGCCACCUGAACACUCACCGCAAGAGGUCAAAACCACAGUGAGAGUCGACGAGUUCAACUGGCAAUCAAAAAAAUGGGUUGACUCGGAUGUUCUCGUCUUCAACUCAGGGCACUGGUGGAACGAAGAGAAGACCGUGUUAGCAGGGUCAUACUUUGAAGAGGGAAGGAAAGUGAACAAGACAAUGGGAGCGAUGGAGGCGUUUGGGAAGUCUUUAAAGACGUGGAAGUCAUGGGUUUUAGAGAAACUUGAUCCCGACAAGACUUAUGUCUUCUUCAGAAGCUACUCUCCAGUGCAUUACAGAAACGGGACAUGGAAUCUGGGUGGUCUGUGUGAUGCAGAGACUGGUCCUGAGAGUGAUAAAAGGAGAAUGGAACCUGAUGCGGCUCACAACAGAUAUAUCUAUGAAGUGAUUGAAGAUAUGAGAUAUCAUCGACACAGUAAGGUUAAGUUUCUCAAUAUUACAUAUCUGACAGAGUUUAGGAAAGAUGGUCAUCCUUCUCGGUACCGAGAGGGUGGCACUCCUGUUGAUGCUCCACAAGACUGCAGCCACUGGUGCUUACCAGGCGUACCUGACACAUGGAAUGAGAUUCUCUAUGCGCAACUCUUGUCAAUGAAUUAUAGAGCAAAGUGAGGUUCAACCUUUAGGAUCGAAGAGAUGGGGGAAAA
Raphanus sativus (radish) is the source of this 1336-nucleotide messenger RNA. Its product is annotated as protein trichome birefringence-like 9. Gene Ontology annotation, molecular function: O-acetyltransferase activity. Bases 42 to 1301 code for a protein of 419 amino acids. The record is from RefSeq and is a predicted model, not a curated record. NCBI's taxonomy places the organism in Eukaryota, Viridiplantae, Streptophyta, Magnoliopsida, Brassicales, Brassicaceae. Gene Ontology annotation, cellular component: Golgi apparatus. The transcript has 4 exons.